Molecule: messenger RNA, 1686 nt
Organism: Paramecium tetraurelia
Lineage: Eukaryota; Ciliophora; Oligohymenophorea; Peniculida; Parameciidae
Exons: 4
Source: RefSeq, a predicted model, not a curated record
AUGAAUUAAAUAUACUUAAAACCACUUGAUGAGACUUGUGAUAAUCCUUAGUUACACGAGGCAACGAAAAUGUUUCUUACAAUGAAUAAGGAAAAUCAUACUAGAGAAGAAUUACACUACAUUUUAUAAAGGAUGGAAGAACUGCCAUACUUUAAAUAAUUCGUUUCAGAGAAAUUGCAGAAAGGAACGCAAAGGAAUGAUAUUUUGGAAUUGUGCUCUCGAUUGAGGAUGGAAUAUUUUAAAGGAGGAGAAGUGUUGUUCCAAGAGAAUGAUACAUCAAAUGAUAAACUUUAUAUCAUAUAAUAUGGAGAAGUUAUGUUAAUGAGACAGAAAAAGAUGGAUUAGUUGAUGAUUUUGUAGAGAUAGAAUUCAGAACAGGUUCAAUAACCAUAACUAAAAAUGGCAUAAAUUCUAAAUGCUAAGAAAUUUACAAAUAAAAUUAUAAGACAUCAUAAUAUUCAUAAGGAGACAACGAUAUCUAAGGAGGAGAAAUAAUAAUUAGAAUAAUAAUUUGGAGAAUCGAUAAGGUUGUUAGGUGUAGGUACAGGAUUUGGAGAGAAAGCUUUGGUUGAAAAAUAUUCCUAGGUCACUAACAUUUUAAAGAAAGAUGAUUUCUUUACAUAUUAGAUGACGUUUGAAAAAACAAAGAAAGAGAAGUAACAAUUAAUGUUCAAAAUAUUCAAAAAUGUGAAUAAUGAAUACUCAUCUUAGAGAUUAGAGAGUAUGAUAUACAGUUGCUAAACCAUUACUUAUGACAGAGCAACUUAGUUAGCUACAGAGGAUGACGAUGGAGAUGCAUUUUAUUUAGUGAUAAAUGGAGAUUUGACUUUACAAAAAAGGAUUGAUAAUCGAAAUGUUUCUUUAUGUAUAAUAUCUUCAGGACAUUUGAUUGGGGAGGAAAUUAUUAUUAAUAAGAAUGGAACCUAUGAAUAUAGCUGCGUUGUGACAUCCUUAUUAGCUACAGUAAUUGUGAUUGAUGCAAAUGAGUUCAUCCAUAAGUUUCCAGAAGAAUGCAGAUUACAAUUAAUGGAAGAUUAUGGCCCUAAAACUGCUAAUAGAUAGAGAUUGUUGUAAUUAUUGUUGUAGAAGAGGAGAGCAUAGAAUUUAUCAAAUAAAGAUUUGACAAACGAAUAGGUAAGAUUAUUGACAGAGAUAGAUGAUGUAAUUAUUGAUUAGAGUAAAAUUCAUAUUGUUGAAAGUUUCAAAAAAUCAAAGGAAAUUUAAUUGAAUCAGCAUUUUUUAACUAAAUAUUCAAAUCCCAGCGUAUAAAAUUUUUGCAUAGCUAAAAUAAUAGACAGAGAAAAAACAUUUCAUAAGUUAAUAAAAAGUUGUGAAUUUUAAGAAUUUGAUUUUGGGAAUGGGAGCAAUGAUCUUAUCAAGAGAAGAAGAUUUAUGCUAGAAAACAAAUUAAAUUUGAAGAAGCCCCAUGAAAAUUAUCUUAAACCAUAAUUUCAUAUUCUGCCUCUCACUGUUAAGAGAGACUUGGUCAAAAACUUCAAACUCAAUUCCAAAAAAGGUGUCUGUUAUUCUAAUUUCAAUAUAACAACGCUAAAAAAAGGGUUAAAGAAUAAAAAAUAAUCCCCUUUGAAAAUAAAGGAAUUAGUGACAGCAAGACCUUCGCAAUAGCAAUUUGAUAGUUAUAGUACACAUAUGUUUACUUAGAUUGAUGAUAGGCAAUCACUUUGA